UACAAAUAUGAGAAGGCUGAAGGGGAAUGCUGUGGCAAAUGUAUGCAGGUGGCUUGCGUAAUGAAAAUGAAGGACAGUACAACACAGAUUGUGCAGCCUGGUGAAACUUGGAGCCCAUCUAAUGAACCAUGUACCAAAUAUAAGUGCGAAAUUACUGAGGACCAGUUUAUCCCUACAGAAGUCCCAACAUCUUGUCCAAGUAAUGAGUGCCAAGUGGGAUUCAAGUAUGAAAAGGUUGAAGAGGAAUGCUGUGGCAAAUGUAUACAGGUGUCUUGCGUAAUGAAACUAAAGGAUAAUACUACAAAGAUUUUGCAGCCUGGUGAAACAUGGAGCCCACCUGAUCAACCAUGUGUGAAAUAUGAGUGUGAGAUUAUCGACGACCAGUUCAACCCAACAGAAAUCAGAAGAGCUUGCACAAUUGAAGACUGUCCACCAGGUUCCAAGUAUGAGACUGCUAAUGGGGAAUGCUGUGGCAAAUGUGUACCGGUGUCUUGUGUGAUGAAACUGAAGGACAACACUACAAAGAUUUUGCAGCCUGGUGAAACAUGGAGCCCACCUGAUCAACCAUGUGUCAAAUAUGAGUGUGAAAUUAUCGAUGACCAGUUCCACCCAACAGAAAUCAGAAGAACUUGUCCAAUUGAAGACUGUCCACUGGGCUACAAAUAUGAGACAACACCAGAAAAGUGCUGUGGAAGUUGUGUAAAAGUUGCAUGUGUUAUGACAUUGCCAGACGACUCUACUAAAAUCCUGAAGCCUGGAGAGGUGUACGUUUCGCCAGAAGACAAAUGUGUCUCACAUGAAUGUACCAGUUCCCUUGAAAUGAAAGAAGUGACCAAAACUUGCCCAGCUUUCAAUCCUACAAAUUGUUUGGAGGGUACAAUCAGGAGCACAGAAGAUGGUUGCUGCAAGACUUGUGAAGACGGUCUGAAAGGAUGCCAGGUUCAUAAACAAUCCCGUCAAAUCAAGUCUGGAACUUGUGAAUCAGAUCAAGUUGUAGAAAUUUCAUACUGUGGAGGAGGCUGUAUGACAUCAUCCAUGUACUCUGUUGAUGCUAACAAAAUGGAGCACAAGUGCAGCUGUUGUCAAGAAGUAAAAACAAGCAAGAAGAAAGUGAAUCUGAAAUGUCUGGAUGGAACCAGUACUGUCUACACCUACCUCUAUGCUGAAGAGUGUGGUUGUGCCACCACAGAAUGUGAUAAGGACACUCAAACCUCCAUAUCACAGCAAGAACAGGAACAUGGCAGCCAUGAACAUGGCAGCCAUGAACAAAAGCAGCAAAAAAUCAACUGA
This is a messenger RNA of Staurois parvus, 1290 nucleotides long. The record is from the annotation of a GenBank genome assembly. NCBI's taxonomy places the organism in Eukaryota, Metazoa, Chordata, Amphibia, Anura, Ranidae.